AUGGUUACAACAACAAUCGAAACAACUGUUGUUUCACCAUCAGAACCUACUUCUCCACCACCUACAUCUCUUACUCCACCAUCAUCUACUACAACAUUUUCUCCUAAUUUUACUGGAGUAAUGCAAGAACCUAUUGCUACUCUUUUCUCAUUUCAAUCAACCGAACCUGAGAAGACCAUUCAUGCAGCUGAAGCAGAUGAUGAUGAUGUUAUGGUUCCGUUCACUGAGUUGCAGUUCAACCCUAAAGAAGAAGAUAUACCUAAUGAGUUCAUUUCAGGGGGAGAUAGAGGUGUUAGUGUUGGUUCAUCUAAGGGAUCUGGUGAAGAUACAAGAGCGGUUGUGGGGAAAGUUACAUCUAUGAAAAAUCCAACAACAAUUCCAAUGAACCCCAUUAUCACAUCAUCAACAACAACCACUACAACAGGGAAUCUUUCACAAGGAAAUGUUGAUCAGUCGAAAGUUCAGAACUAA
Messenger RNA from Lactuca virosa, 471 nucleotides. The record is from the annotation of a GenBank genome assembly. NCBI's taxonomy places the organism in Eukaryota, Viridiplantae, Streptophyta, Magnoliopsida, Asterales, Asteraceae.